Messenger RNA from Tetrahymena thermophila SB210, 2004 nucleotides. RefSeq lists its product as hypothetical. The transcript has 4 exons. Lineage: Eukaryota; Ciliophora; Oligohymenophorea; Hymenostomatida; Tetrahymenidae. The record is from RefSeq and is a predicted model, not a curated record.
AUGAUUUCGUCUAAUCAGACAGCGGAUUAGGAAAAUAAGGUGGAGAAUAAAGUUGCUAAUGCUGAACAUGUGAAUUAAUAAAGCUAUGAUUCGAUUCCUUAAUCCCUAUCGCCCGCAGUGAUUGCAUAAAUAAUGGAUAAGGGGUAGUCUUAGCCUCAGUCGCAAUCCUUAAAACAAAUAUAAAAUGAAUAUCCUCAAUACGAUUGGGACAAUAAAUGGCUAAAAGGUGAUGAAUAUGCUAAUAUGUUAGAAAAAAUAGAAGAAUAUUGUAAGCAAUAUAAUCUAUAAAAAUUUGGUAAAAAAACUCACCCUGAAGAUAUUUACCGCGCUCCUCAAAAUGGACUCAUAUAUUUCGUUGAAGGAAAUUGCGUUGGUUCUGAGUUUGGUUUUCCUAGGGUCCCAUUUAGAAAAUAAUAUCGCUGGAAGAAAAUGAACUUUACUACUGAUCUUCCAAAGAAAAGACCAUAGGUAACCUACAUAGUCGCUUCUUCAGUGAAAUGUUAGAAAUCUCAAGGAAAUGAUAAAUCUAAGUAAGAUAGCAAUAAAAAGGAGUAGGAUGUUUACCGUAUGCAUGCAGUUAUUUUAUAUAAGAAUUCUUAAGCCAAGCAAUAAACAGAUGAUGCUAAUAAUAACAAUAAUAAUAGCACUGGAGCAAACAACAGUAGUUCUCCUAAAAAUUCAGAAAGCAAAUAAUAUAUUCUCUGCCAUAUCCGUAAGAUGGAUAUCAAUGAUGAAGAUAAAAUUGGAAUCAAGUAAAUAGGAGCUUUAAACUCAAAUAGCGCAUCAGAGUCUUCAUAGGAUUUGGCUAUAAAUUCUAAUUCUUAGAAAAGCGGUAAAUAAGGUAAACAAGCUAGUAAAAAGUUAAUUGCUAAUGAAAGUAAGAGCUCUUAAAUGGAAUAAGAUGAUGAUAACGAAAGUGAUGAAAUUGAUGAAAUGGAAGAUGAUGAAGUUAAAGAAAAUUAAAGAUAAAAUAAGAGAAAGAACAGUUCUAUUUACGAGAAAGGAAGCAACUAAGACUCAUAUGGAAAUCAGAUUUAAACUUUGCAUCCUCAUGAUACUAACAAGCAAUCUAAAGCUAAAUCUAAGCUUUCAAGCAAGUAUCAAAACAAAUUAGGUGAAAAAUACUAAAACGAUAUUGCUAAGUGUAUUGCUAAGGUUAGCUUAGAAUCAAAUCCUGACAAACCUACAGAAAUAUUAAAUGCAAAUAAGUCUGAUUAUAUCGAUCAAAGUAUGCAAUACCUAAUUUCUUGUCUCGCUUAAAAGUCUGCAGAAUUUAAAAAAAAUAAAACUAAUGAAGCAGAAAAAAAUACAAAUACUGAGUUGAACAACACAAGCAAUAAUAAUAUUUUAAACAUUUAAAAAAAAGAUACUGAAAAUUUUAAUAUCAGUAUGUAUUCUGAUCUGAAAUAGUAGCCAUCUGAAACCUUAAAAAGAAAGAGAAGCCCUAGAAAUAUAGAAGACAAUUCUCUUACAUCAUCAUCCAAUACAAAUCAGGCUAAAGAAGAGGAAAUGUAAAUUUAAUUGCAGCAGAGACAAUAAAACUUUGCAAUAACAGGAACCAAUCCUUUUAUAAAUCAGUAUUAAGCUAAUAAUAACAUCUCUUCUCCUAUGUUAAACUUUAUGCCUCAUAAUGCAAUGCAAUAAUUAUCAUAGAGCUAUCCAUAUUAGUCAGGGGGAAUGGUUGUGAUUCAGCCUACUGCAAAUUACUUACAGUAUCCCCCUUAUUUAAUCUUAUAAUAGAUUCUAACUCAUAAUAAUUAGAAUUCUGUAAGUAUUCAACAGUAGCAAUUAUAAAAUUUUAUGCUGCAUUAAUAGCCCUAGCAAAUAAUUCAAGACAUGACUAGACCACCUGCUGUAAAUCUUGAUCUAUUGAACUUUUAUCUUCAAAACAGCUAAAAUCCUACUGAAUUGAAUUAUAGAGAUAUGUACAGCAUGCAGAUGAAUAAUUCAUUUUCAAAUAAUAUGAAUUAUCUCCCUAAUUAAAACAAUUAGAAUGCUCCAUGA